This is a messenger RNA of Thrips palmi, 1068 nucleotides long. RefSeq names its product rab-like protein 3. Lineage: Eukaryota; Metazoa; Arthropoda; Insecta; Thysanoptera; Thripidae. Gene Ontology annotation, biological process: intracellular protein transport. The transcript has 4 exons. Bases 137 to 916 code for a protein of 259 amino acids. Gene Ontology annotation, cellular component: endomembrane system. The record is from RefSeq and is a predicted model, not a curated record. Gene Ontology annotation, molecular function: GTPase activity; GTP binding.
UCGCAGGAGAAGGAAGGGGGAGGGGACGAGGGACACCUGACGUAAACACAACUCUUUGGGAGACUGGAAAACAGUUCUUUGGAUUAACAUUCCUUAAAAUUGUAAGCCGUAACACUUCCCCCAAAAAUCUCUCGUCAUGGCGGCUAUCGAUAAAGUGAAGGUCAUCGUUGUCGGGGAUUCUGGAGUGGGCAAAUCGUCCUUAGUGCAGCUCAUCUGUCAUGGGCAAACUAUUAGCAACCCUUCGUGGACGGUGGGAUGCUCUGUUGAGAUGAAGCUUCAUGAAUAUCGCGAGGGAACUCAAAAUCAAAAGACUUACUUUGUGGAGCUGUGGGAUGUUGGUGGCAGCAGCAGUCACCGCAAUACACGAUCAGUGUUCUACAACCCUACCCACGGAAUAAUUCUUGUUCAUGAUUUGACAAACCGAAAGUCCGAACAAAAUCUUCAGAAGUGGCUGGCGGAGGUAUUAAACAAAGAAGGCAAUUCAAAGUACAAGAACCACACUUUUGAUGACUUUGAUCCUGAGCAGUUCGUUGGCUCUACACAGAUUCCCAUUCUUGUGAUUGGUACAAAGGUUGAUAUGCUUGAAGCAUCCCGUGCACAUGCUCAGAGGAGAUCAGCAACAAUUGCUGAAGAAUGUGCUGCGGACGAAAUUGCUGUAGAUAAUACUGAGGUGCGGUCCUUGGCAGCAGGAAGCAGUUCGGCUGUUAAACUUAGCAGGUUUUUUGAUAAGGUAAUAGAAAGGCGGCAUCAUGGCCGUGACAGUAUCAGCCCGUAUGUUGAUAGAAAUAAUUUAAGUGGGCGAAGGCCAUUCUCCUCCCCACUCAGUAACCCAAUGAGCCCUCUGAGUACCUUGAGUCCCUUAAGUGGAUAUAGUGCCUACAGUGCGUACAGUUUUAAAUCUGCUCAUAAUGAAUAGAGGCUAUUAGAUAUUUAUGGAAGACUGAGCUAUUAAAAUGUCAAAAUAAUUUUCCAUGUUGCAUUUUCUAUGUAUGUUAAAAGAAUUUAUUGUGCUAUUUUUUGUUUCAUGUAAUUUCCAUUUCUUUAAAUAAAAUUGUCAUAAAAAUUUGA